UUAAUUUUUUUUUUUAUAUUUUUAAGAAUGAAAUCCUUAAAUAUGUAAUAUUUCAUAGCUAAUCAAAAUUAUGUCAAAUUUGAAUAACUCAGUUUAUUUAUGCAAAGAAGUUUUUGAUGAAAAUAGCAAACCCACAAGAAUUGAAAUUGAAGAACAAGCAUCUCGUUUAGGAAUAGAUCCAGUUAAAGAAUUGCAUCUUUUAAGUAUUGCGAAACAAUGUUUACUUGAACCUUUGCCAUCUAAUUGGAUACCUUGUUAUAUCGAAAAAGAAAAUAAAUAUUUUUACUUCAACGAUCAAAAUAAAAUAUCACAAUGGGAACAUCCUCUAGAUGAACAUUACAGGCAAAUAAUUGAAAAAAUACGUUCGGAAGAUUCAUCAACUGCGACCGCCGAAAACCCAGCUUCACAUAAAUAUGAAGUAGAAAACGGAAUUAAAACACGUAGAGCUUUUUCACAUACAAGUGGAUAUUCAUUUUUUAUUGAAAUCCAAAAUUUGGUCAAUUCCAUAUUGGUAAAUUUUGAUUUCAAGCUACUGUCGCAAGACAACUCAAUUAGACUUUCUUCUUCAGUAGAAUUAAAUUCUGAUGGAACAAUGGAGUUAAAUGGAUCUUGA
Sipha flava (yellow sugarcane aphid) is the source of this 613-nucleotide messenger RNA. It is a transcript of the gene Cep164, whose product is annotated as centrosomal protein of 164 kDa. The transcript has 4 exons. Lineage: Eukaryota; Metazoa; Arthropoda; Insecta; Hemiptera; Aphididae. Bases 71 to 613 code for a protein of 180 amino acids. The record is from RefSeq and is a predicted model, not a curated record. Gene Ontology annotation, molecular function: protein binding.